AUGCGGGCUGGUUUCAUAUGCAUCUGCCCGCCGAAGGCAGUGGUGUUAGGCGCAGACCGCCACCUGCACAGAGACGAGUGCACCCAGCAGCUGCAUGCUGAGCUGGACAAGACGGAGGAGGCCGAUGUGCAGGCGGCAGCGCGCAGCGCGUACGCAGUCCUGCCUGGCGGCGGCGUGCGCGCGAUCAACCCCGGCCCCGAGCUGUCGCUCUCGCAGACCGACACGUGCUUCGCCAUCCUGAAGGGCCACCUGACCAACCGCCCCGCGCUCAUCGCGCGCGUCGGCGCUGACGCGGGCGCCGACGCGAGCGACGCGGAGCUGCUGCGGCUGAUGUAUUUGAAGUAUGGGGUGGAUCUCCUGGGGCGGCUGGAGGGGCAGUUUGCGUUCUGCCUUUACGACGCAAAGCAGGCGCGCGUGCUGGCUGCGCGCGACCCCAGCGGCAGCCACGGCCUGGUGGAGGGCCGUACCGCCGCGGGCAGCCUGCUGAUCUGCUGCGGUACGUUCCUGCCCGAUGGCGCGCACGACGUAACCAAGAUCCACCCCGGCUGGUGGGCCGAGUCUCCCUAG
This is a messenger RNA of Monoraphidium neglectum, 567 nucleotides long. RefSeq lists its product as hypothetical. The record is from RefSeq and is a predicted model, not a curated record. The coding region runs from base 1 to 567 and encodes 188 amino acids. NCBI's taxonomy places the organism in Eukaryota, Viridiplantae, Chlorophyta, Chlorophyceae, Sphaeropleales, Selenastraceae. The transcript has 5 exons.